CUAGUGUAUCGGAUCCUACCAUGUAAACCUGAGUGAUAAACGAGGAAUGGAACUAUAAAAAUAUUAUGACAUCAAUCACUUAGCAAAACCAAAAUUAAAAAAAAAAGAUAUCAUUCUAUUUUGAUAAUUGAUUAGCUGUAAGCCACUAAUGGACCCUUUUGUCUCCUUCGUUGGAGCCUGGAGAGAAAUCCAGGAUGGUUCACUUUUCUGCUGUGUCUGAUGUGAAACCAAAGAAAGAAAAAAAAUAUCAAUGUAUUUCUUGCUGGUAGUAUAAGAAAUUGCCUUUGCAAACAUUUAAAUAUUGGCACAUAUUUUUUUGAGAAAUUUCUUGCUUUUUACUUUUUAAAUUUUCUUUUUUUCUCAACUAACACUUAAGUAUGGCAAUUUAUUUCGCACGCUGAGGUUUUCAAGAAGUUCCCAUCAUCGGCUUGAAUAAGAAAGUCCGACAACUUGUAUAGUACAGCCAUCCGCCUAGAUUUUCAAACCCAAUACUAGUUUUGCAAUAUCUUAAUCAUCUGAGGGGCAAACCAUAAAACUUGAUCACAUCCAAAAGGUUUGACUAUGGAAUACAUUCAAAACCUCACAUGUCAGCUAACCUGAAUUUUUCUUUGUUCUUCUUCCUUACCUUCCCAAAUCCAAAUCCCCACCCUGUUUCAUGUAACUUAUCAAACCUGAAUUCUCCCAUGAUAGAGAGGCUCUUCAGGUUUUUGCUUUUGCUGCAAUGAAGAAACAACCAAAGCCUCUCUUUUUUAUUCUUUUGUUCAUAAUCCUGUUUUCUCAGUCUGUUUUAUCUGUUGAUUUUGUCUUCAACGGAUUCAAUUCAACUAAUCUUUUACUCUAUGGUAUUGCCAAUAUAGAUUCCAGAAUUCUUACACUCACGAAUGAGACAUCUUUUGUAGUUGGUCGAGCUCUUUACAGAUCAAAAAUCCCAACAAAAACUCCAAAUUCUUCUCAUGCCCUUCCUUUUUCUACUUCUUUUAUCUUCUCCAUGGCUCCUUCCAGGAACAAGGAUACUCUUCCAGGGCACGGCCUAGUUUUUAUCUUUACACCAAAUACAGGCAUCAAUGGAACAAGCUCAUCUCAACAUCUAGGACUUUUCAACCUCACCAACAACGGCAAUCCUAAAAAUCAUGUCUUUGGUGUCGAAUUCGAUGUUUUUGCUAACCAAGAAUUUGAUGACAUAGAUGACAACCAUGUAGGAAUUGACAUUAACUCCCUCAAGUCGGAAAGCUCCCACACGGCUGGUUAUUGGCCUGACAACAUAAAGAGCAGCAGCAACAGCAAUAAUAGUAAUGGUGAUGAGCAGGCUUUUAAGGUAGUGAAGCUGAAUAGUGGUAAGAACUAUCAAGUUUGGAUUGACUAUGCUGAUUCUGUUAUUAAUGUUACUAUUGCCCCGGUAGAAAGUAAAAGGCCUAAGCGCCCGUUGUUGAAUGUUUCUUUGAAUUUAUCUGAUGUUUUUGAGGAUGAAAUGUAUGUUGGAUUCACUUCAUCAACUGGAAGACUGGUUGAAAGUCAUAGGAUUUUGGCUUGGAGUUUUAGUAACUCAAAUUUUUCAUUAAGUGAAAGCUUGAUCACUACUGGUUUACCGUCAUUUGCUAUUCGGAGGACUCCAUUUUAUAAGCAUAGAUCUUUUAUUGCAGGAGUAACACUGGGAAGUUUCUUUAGUCUUGUUUUUAUUGGUCUGUUUUCUCUGUUUUUGAUUAAGAGGGAAAGGAGGAGAGCAAGGGACAGAGCAGAAAUGGAAGACUGGGAAUUUGAGUAUUGGCCACAUAAGAUGACAUUUCAAGAAAUUGAUGCAGCUACCAAGGGAUUUUUGGAGGAAAAUGUGAUUGGAGUUGGAGGAAAUGGAAAGGUCUAUAAGGGUGUUUUAUCAGGAGGGACUGAGAUUGCCGUAAAGCGCGUUUCACAUGAAAAUGAUGGAAUGAGAGAAUUCUUGGCAGAGAUUUCAAGUCUUGGUCGGCUAAAGCACAGGAGCUUGGUGGGUUUGAAAGGUUGGUGCAAGAAAGAAAAAGGGACAUUCAUGUUGAUCUAUGAUUAUAUGGAAAACGGAAGUUUGGACAAGAGGGUUUAUUAUGACUGUGAUGAGAGCAAGAUGUUGAGUUAUGAGGACAGAAUUAGAAUCUUGAAGGAUGUUGCCUCAGCAUUAUUAUAUUUACAUGAGGGAUGGGAAGCUAAGGUUCUACACAGGGAUAUUAAGGCCAGCAAUGUAUUGCUUGAUAAGGAUAUGAAUGGAAGGUUAGGAGAUUUCGGAUUAGCCCGGAUGCAUGGGCACAGCCAAGUGGCUAGCACAACGCGUGUGGUUGGAACCGUUGGUUACUUGGCCCCUGAGGUGGUUAGGAGUGGACGAGCAUCAACAAAAACUGAUGUAUUUGGUUUUGGGGUCUUGAUUUUGGAGGUCAUGUGUGGGAGGAGGCCUAUAGAGGAAGGGAAGCCACCUUUGGUAGAUUGGGUAUGGCAGUUGAUGGUGCAAGGGGAAUUACUUGCCGCAGUAGAUGCAAGGUUAAGGGCUAGUGGAGGAUUUGACGAGGAAGAGGUGGAGAAGGUGCUGCAUUUAGGCUUGUUGUGCUCAUAUCCUCAUCCUGAUUCGAGGCCAACCAUAAGGCAAGUAGUCAAAGUCUUAGAGGGGAAGAAUGAGCCAUUUGAAUCAGAAACCGAGGAUAUGGAAGCAUAUUUGCUGGCAAAGGUGAAGUCCAGGGAUAUGUGGGCUAAUUACGCUCAAAAUUUUGGCAAUGCAUCACACCCCACAUUCGAUGAUAUUCGGCAGUCACAUUACUCUUCCAUGUCUCUCUCUUGGACGAAUACUAUAGUGGAAGGUAGAUAAUCCUGCAUCAUUUCUACAAUGAGAGCCACUUUUGCUUGUACUGAUUUUGAUGCACCUUGGAUAGCAGAUUUGUACAAUAAUGAAUCAUGCUCUAGAAAGAAUGCGAGAUGAAAGAACAUCAUCAUUAGGUGGGGAGGGCCUUUUCUUUGUUGUUUUUGCACCUUUAUAUUAGUUUUUUUUUUCUUUUUGCAUUCUUUCAUGUCCGUUGAGGUUGGGUCUUAUAGAA
Durio zibethinus is the source of this 3047-nucleotide messenger RNA. RefSeq names its product L-type lectin-domain containing receptor kinase VII.1-like. Lineage: Eukaryota; Viridiplantae; Streptophyta; Magnoliopsida; Malvales; Malvaceae. The record is from RefSeq and is a predicted model, not a curated record. Gene Ontology annotation, biological process: protein phosphorylation. Gene Ontology annotation, molecular function: carbohydrate binding; ATP binding; protein kinase activity.